Molecule: messenger RNA, 3197 nt
Organism: Manduca sexta (tobacco hornworm)
Lineage: Eukaryota; Metazoa; Arthropoda; Insecta; Lepidoptera; Sphingidae
Product: lactase-phlorizin hydrolase
Exons: 12
Coding region: 81-3152 (1023 amino acids)
Biological process (GO): carbohydrate metabolic process
Molecular function (GO): beta-glucosidase activity
Source: RefSeq, a predicted model, not a curated record
AGUAUAUAUUAUCAUAUUUAUUUAAAUAGCCUGGAAAACAAUCUGCAGUGUCGAACGGCUGAGGUUAGAAGUAGGCCAAAAUGUUACGAAAAAGCACCAUAAUUUUGUUGGUGGCAUGCGUUGCAUUAUGUUCAAGCAAGUAUACCAAGGAUGGAAGGCAUGAAGUGAGAAAAUUCCCGGACGGGUUUAUGUUCGGCACCUCAACAGCUUCAUACCAAGUGGAAGGUGGUUGGGAUGCCGAUGGUAAAUCUGAAAAUAUAUGGGAUCACUUGACUCACAAAGAUCCAUGUGCCGUUAAAGAUUGCUCCAACGGAGACAUUGCCAACGACUCUUACAAUCAGUACAAACGGGAUGUAGAAAUGAUGAGGGAAAUGGGCCUCGACUUCUACCGUUUUUCACUCUCAUGGUCAAGACUUUUGCCUACUAGCUUUCCUGACAAAAUCAAUGAAGCGGGAGUUCAAUACUAUAAUAAUCUUAUUAAUGAAAUGCUUAAAUACAACAUUGAGCCCAUGGUCACUAUAUUCCACUGGGACUUACCGCAAAAACUGCAGGAAUUGGGCGGUUGGACUAAUCCCCAUAUAGUAGACUGGUAUGCAGAUUAUGCUCGUGUGGUUUUUGAGUUGUUCGGGGAUAGAGUCAAAUAUUGGAUAACCAUGAAUGAGCCAUGGGUCAUCUGCUAUCAAGGAUAUAGUGUAGCUGCAAAAGCUCCCUUAUUGGAAAUUGCCGGCGUGGCCGAGUACAUGUGCGCGAAGAACUUGUUGUUGGCCCACGCAAAGGCUUACCAUAUAUACGAUAAGGAGUUUAGAUCGCAACAUGACGGAAAUAUUUUUAUAACAUUAAAUGCUCAGUUCUACAUGCCAGAAACUGAGAAUGAUUUACAGACUGCUAAUGACUUGGCUGAUUUUGAGUGGGGAACAUACGCGCAUCCAAUUUUCUCUGAGAACGGCGACUUCCCACCAAGAAUGAAAGAACUUGUCGCGAUUAAGAGCGCAGAGCAGGGCUUUGCCAGAUCUAGGUUACCUGAAUUCACAACAGAAGAGAUCGAUUUUGUAAAAGGAACCUCGGACUUCUUCGGCCUGAACCACUACUCCUCGUCAAUGAUCUACAGGAAUGAGUCAGUCGUUGGCUACCACAAGAUUCCUUCAUACGAUGAUGAUGUGCAGGCUAUCACCUACCAGCCCGACGAGUGGAAGAGUGCUGCGUCACCGUGGUUACGGGUUGUUCCGUCGGGCUUCUACGAGCUGUUGACUAAAAUCAGGAAGGACUACAACAAUCCCACUGUUUACAUCACCGAGAAUGGUUUCUCGACGUUCGGUGGGCUGGAAGACGACGACCGCGUGUCGUACCUCCGGCAGUACCUUGACGCAAUGCUGGACGCUAUGAACGAUGGCUCUGACAUCGCGGCCUACACCAUCUGGAGUCUUAUGGACAACUUUGAAUGGAUGGCGGGAUAUACUGAACGCUUCGGAAUCUACGAGGUGGACUACGAGAGUCCUGAGCGCACGCGCACUCCGCGCAAGUCCGCCUUCGUGUACAAGGAGAUCAUCCGCUCGCGCUCGCUGGACCACCACUACGAACCCAACACCACCGUCAUGACCAUCGACGAGGGACACUACGAAAUGUUCAUUAAAGAGAGUUCUAUUUUAUUAUUUAUAUGCUGCGUUUUCUUUGCGUACUGCAAGGCGAGUGUUCGACACGAUGUGAGAAAAUUUCCUGAAGGUUUCUUAUUUGGCGCGGCUACCGCUGCGUAUCAAGUCGAAGGCGCUUGGGACGAAGAUGGAAAGAGCGAAAACAUCUGGGAUCACCUCACUCACCAAGUUCCAAGCGUUAUUUGGGACGGAAGCAAUGGUGACAUCGCUGAUGAUUCAUACCAUCUGUACAAAAGAGACGUUGAAAUGAUGCGGGAACUGGGCCUCGAUUUUUACAGGUUUUCUUUAUCAUGGACGAGGAUCUUGCCUACAAGCUUUCCUGAUAAAAUCAAUGCCGCAGGAGUGGAAUAUUACAAUAAUUUGAUAAACGAAAUGCUUAAAUAUAACAUCUUGCCGCUGGUCACGCUAUACCAUUGGGAUUUACCACAGAAAUUAAUGGACAUGGGAGGUUGGACCAACCCACACAUUGUAGACUGGUAUACGGAUUACGCACGUGUUGCUUUUGAGACAUUUGGAGAUAGAGUCAAACACUGGAUCACGAUAAAUGAACCGAAAGAAAUAUGUUAUAUGGGGUAUGGUCCCGGACUCGCGGCUCCAAGGAUAAACGGUUCAGGAUAUGCGGAAUACUUAUGCAGCAAAAAUCUGUUGAUGGCCCACGCUAAAGCAUAUCAUAUUUACGAUGAAGAAUUUAGACCCAAGCAAAAUGGAACUAUUUUCAUUUCUAUAAGCGCAGAGUGGAGUGAACCUGAAAGUGAAAUACACGCUGACGCGGCUGACGAUAAAGCACAGUUCGAUUGGGGUCAAUAUGCUCAUCCAAUAUUCUCGAAAACCGGUGGCUAUCCUGAGGUAAUGAAACAAAAAAUAUCAAAAAAGAGCGCCGAACAAGGUUUCUACAGAUCUCGAUUGCCAGAAUUCUCUCAAGAAGAAGUAGAAUACGUAAAAGGCACCUCCGAUUUGUUUGGUCUCAAUCACUACUCCACUCGAUUAGUCUACAGGAACGAGUCUACUGUUGGAUACUACGAUACUCCAUCCUAUGACGACGAUCUUGGUGUGCAAACAUAUCAGAAAGAAGAAUGGCGUAUCGGAGAGUCAAUAUUUACUAUGUACGUGCCCUGGGGAUUUUAUAAGCUGUUAAAAACUAUCAGAGAGGAAUACAACAAUCCUCCUGUGUUCAUCACUGAAAAUGGUUUCGGAGCUUACCCAGGUUUGGAGGACAACGACCGCGUCACCUACUACAGAGGAUACCUCGACAGCAUGCUGGACGCUAUAGAAGAUGGCUCUGAUAUCAGAGCAUACUCCACUUGGAGUCUUAUGGAUAACUUCGAGUGGGUGACCGGAUAUACUGUGAAAUAUGGACUGUACGAAGUGGACUACGAGAGUCCUGAGCGCACGCGCACUCCGCGCAAGUCCGCCUUCGUCUAUAAGGAGAUCAUCCGCUCGCGCUCGCUGGACUACCACUACGAACCCAACACCACCGUCAUGACCAUCGACGAAGGACACUAAUUAAGGUGUAAUGAUUAUAAAUAAUAAAUAAAAACUAUCAAUAAA